Molecule: messenger RNA, 2954 nt
Organism: Thalassophryne amazonica
Lineage: Eukaryota; Metazoa; Chordata; Actinopteri; Batrachoidiformes; Batrachoididae
Gene: pros1
Product: protein S
Exons: 14
Coding region: 85-2127 (680 amino acids)
Cellular component (GO): extracellular region
Molecular function (GO): calcium ion binding
Source: RefSeq, a predicted model, not a curated record
AACACUUUCGGGAAGAAUAAAGUUUUUCCUCCCGCGGCUCCGCGUUCAGAGCCAAACCUGUGGCCUAGCAGGAGUAACGGCCGGAUGAUGUGGAGGAAGAAACGCCCGCUGUGGGGCCGUGUGCCCGGCCUGCUGCUGCUCCUGCUGACGCUCAUCGACGCUCGGCUACCUCCAGUCCUGACCCAGAGCAAAGCCUCCCAGUUCCUGAGCAGGCACAGGAGAGCCAACUCUCUGUUUGAGGAGCACAAGAAGGGCAACCUGGAGAGAGAAUGCAUAGAGGAGCUGUGCAACAAGGAGGAGGCCAGGGAGAUCUUUGAAAACCAGCCAGAAACAGAAUUCUUCUAUCCCAGAUAUGUCGUGUGUCUGGGUUUGCAUCGUGUUGGCAUCAACAACCAGGAUUCCAACGCUGGCAUCCCAUCAGACCUUCGUACCUGUGUGAAAGAGAUCAGUAACCAGUGCACACCAUAUCCAUGCCACGUGGAGGGUUCAGAGACCUGCACAGAUGGCCAGGGGUCAUUCAUAUGUGUAUGCAGGCCCGGUUGGAAGGGGUUACUCUGCGAGGAUGACAUUGAUGAAUGUUCAGAUCCAGACUUUCCUGCAGGAUGUAACCAAAAGUGUUACAAUGUCCCUGGUAGUUACUACUGUAUGUGUGAAGAAGGCUACUUCAUCAACAACAUUGACAUCAACUGCAUUGAUAUCAAUGAAUGCCUUCUGUAUCCAAGUAUUUGUGGAGUUCCAGCUAAAUGUGUCAACACACCAGGAACCUUUGAGUGCCACUGCCCACCAGGAUUUAAAUAUAACUUCACUUCUAGAACCUGCAAUGAUGUCAACGAGUGUGAGUUCAGUGUGUGUGACGACAUAUGUAUUAACACAAUGGGCAGCUAUGUGUGCCAAUGCGAUGGUCGCCAGGGCUUUCAUUUGGCACAGGACAACCGCUACUGUAAAAGAAUCCCCGUUUGCUUGGACCUAUAUGACUAUAAACACCCAGAGAUGCUUUACUUGGGAGAACAGUUUACUGGACUUCCUGUUAUUUAUCUGCUCUUCCGUCUGGCAGAGAACACCAAGUUUGCUGCAGAGUUUGACUUUCGCACAUUUGACCCAGAAGGAGUUAUUCUGUAUGCAGAGUCCUCCCAGGACUCUUGGUUCGUGUUGGGACUCCGAAAUGGAUCCAUUGAAGUCCAGUUUAAAAACCAGCACACAUUCAAAGUCACCAGCGGAGGAAAAGCCAUCAAUGAUGGACAGUGGCAUGUGAUCUCUGUUGAUGAAUUGGAGAACAGCAUCAGUGUCAAGAUCAGCAAGGAGGCUGUAAUGAGCAUAAACAGCCCCGAGAGUCUCUUUACGCCAGUUAAUGGCAAACUAGAGACUAAGGUCUACAUUGCUGGUCUGCCCAAUCGCACCAACAGUAUCAUCAAACCUAUUAACCCUCGACUGGAUGGCUGCAUCCGAGGAUGGAAUUUGAUGAACCAGGGUGCGUCCGGGGUGAAGGAGGUUAUCCAGGAGAGUCAGAGUAAACAUUGCUUUGUGAAUGUUGAACAGGGCUCAUACUUCUCUGGGGCCGGACUGGCACACUUCAACAUAGACUACAGUGAUUCUGAGGGCUGGAAGGUGGACCUAAAGAUGACUAUACGUCCCUCCAGCAGCACAGGGGUUCUCUUGGCUCUUGUGCACAACAACACAGUUCCUCUUUCGGUCUCUGUGAUAAUGACAGGAGAACAUGAUGCUAACUUACAAGUGUUCUUGGAUGGCAUCUCCGUCGCAACACUGGAGUCCUUGAUGUUGUGUUACCCCGAACGGCUCAUGGUGCAGCUGAUGGUGACUUCUUCAAAUGUGAACAUCUCAGCCCAUUCUGCUACUGUUACGUACAUACAGACUGAUGCAAUGCGGGAGGCACUGGAUCGCCUCAACAUCACCAUGCAGAAGCCCAUCAGCACCUAUAUUGGUGGGAUACCAGAUGAGGUUCCAUUACUUGUCACCCCUGUGACAGCAUAUUACCACGGCUGCAUGGAUGUCACAAUCAAUGGUCAUCAGCUAAACUUUGAUGAUGCGCUCAACAAACACAACAGUAUUAAGUCUCAUUCCUGUCCGCCUGUCUCCGCCCCCGAUACGCACGACCAGCAGCGGAAGUGACCAGAACAGGAGGCAGCAUUUACAAGUGGCCUCUUCUUGGAGAUUUAAAAACAGUGAUGUGAAUGAAAGGAGAUGAGAAACUAUGACAAGAAGAUGGUGGUAGAUGGCAGCCAUUUUUGUUGACUUUUUCUGGUGACUUUUUUUAAAACUUCAUUUGAGAGUUUGCUUCUUUUUUCCAUAUUGCCUCACUGCUUCCAUCAUGGAAGUGUAGUUUUAUUCUUUUUUUUUUGAUGAAUAACUAAAAUAGACCUUUGUUGCUGCACUUUGUUACAAUGAAACAAAGCAUUUGGUUUUCAAGAACAGGUGCAGUGUUCUGCGGCACACAUUAUUAUGUGUUAAGAAAUUGCAUUAUUUGUAUAGAAAAACAAAUGACAGACCCUUGUCCUAUUUUAUUUUAUUUUAUUUUUAUUUUUUGUCCACUUGAGUCAUGGGUAAUCUUUAACGCUUUCAUUCCAGCCUUGUGAGACACGUGAUUAGAAAUAAGUUGAAGUAGUUGUUAAAAUUAGAGCAAAGAAAGUAAUGCUACAUGUUUGGGUUUUUUAUUUUUCUUUUUUGAUUGUUUUUGUUUAUAGGAUUGGGAUGACUUGUCAAAAUGGCCCAGUACAACUAGCUCAUACACCUAAUGUAUGUAGACAUUGGUCAUGGGUACAUAUGGAUUAAACCAGGUCUCUUUCCCUGCCACAAGUGAUGACUUUUGUUUAGAGGUUUUUGCAGGAUUAAUUGGAAACAUUUCACUGUAAGUCAAAAUUGGUGGCCAAAUUUUAAUUUUCUGUUAAGUUUUGUGCAAAAAGUAGCAACUUCGUGACCUUGUGAAUUUGACAUUUGAC